GUUUUGGCAUUUAAUACUCAGAAUAUUCUUUGGGGUGGAAAAUACGAAAUUGCACCACAUGAAUUCAUUUUCGCUGUGAUUGUCAUGGUAACUGACAUGGAAGAUAUAUUUUUGAGUAUUUCGAUGCUGAUGAAUAAGUGGUUUGUUAAAAG
Molecule: messenger RNA, 152 nt
Organism: Cinara cedri
Lineage: Eukaryota; Metazoa; Arthropoda; Insecta; Hemiptera; Aphididae
Source: the annotation of a GenBank genome assembly